UACAAAGGCAGAGGCGCUGAGACGGACGAAGAGCUCUUCUUACUCUCCAGUCACUUCCCUCUUUUGCAAAUUCCCCCAGUCUCUGUUCCUCUUUGUUGACAAAAGAAUCCUUUUUUCCUUUCCCGAAGACAGUUAACGCUCCAUGACGAAGCAGCACGCGAACUGGUCUCCUUACGAUAACAAUGGAGGAACAUGUGUGGCCAUCGCUGGAUCGGAUUACUGCGUGAUCGCCGCAGAUACUCGAAUGUCUACCGGUUACAGCAUUCUCACUCGCGAUUACUCCAAAAUCCAUAAACUAGCAGACAAAGCUGUGCUCUCUUCCUCUGGGUUCCAAGCUGAUGUGAAAGCACUUCAGAAAGUACUUACAUCAAGGCACUUGGUUUAUCAGCAUCAGCAUAACAAGCAGAUGAGCUGUCCUGCUAUGGCUCAGCUUCUCUCCAACACGCUUUACUUCAAGCGCUUUUUCCCUUACUACGCCUUUAAUGUUCUCGGAGGGCUCGACGAGAAUGGUAAAGGGUGUGUGUUCACCUAUGACGCUGUUGGUUCGUAUGAGAAGGUUGGAUACAGUGCUCAAGGUUCUGGUUCGACUCUUAUUAUGCCGUUUCUUGAUAAUCAGCUCAAGAGUCCCAGCCCUCUUCUCCUUCCUGCACAGGAUGCUAUCACGCCCCUUUCGGAACCUGAAGCCGUUGACUUGGUGAAGACUGUUUUCGCAUCUGCCACUGAGAGGGAUAUCUACACUGGAGACAAGCUUGAGAUCAUGAUUCUCAAGGCCGAUGGCAUCAAGACCGAAGUCAUGGACUUAAGGAAAGACUAAGCUGACUUUCCGCGCAUAUGAGUGUUGAGAACACACACCUUUGUUACUUUGUCGUUGGUCAUCCAUAUCAACUGUGUUUGACGUUUAAAACUGUUUCCUUAUCUUGUUAACAGUAACAAAUUCUCGUUGUCUCAUUUAUGAACACACAACCCUCUUGAUUAGCUA
Raphanus sativus (radish) is the source of this 979-nucleotide messenger RNA. RefSeq names its product proteasome subunit beta type-1-like. Lineage: Eukaryota; Viridiplantae; Streptophyta; Magnoliopsida; Brassicales; Brassicaceae. The transcript is spliced from 6 exons. Gene Ontology annotation, cellular component: proteasome core complex. The record is from RefSeq and is a predicted model, not a curated record. Bases 143 to 814 code for a protein of 223 amino acids.